Talaromyces stipitatus ATCC 10500 is the source of this 5484-nucleotide messenger RNA. RefSeq names its product phosphatidate cytidylyltransferase, putative. Gene Ontology annotation, molecular function: dolichol kinase activity. Gene Ontology annotation, cellular component: endoplasmic reticulum membrane. Gene Ontology annotation, biological process: dolichyl monophosphate biosynthetic process. The record is from RefSeq and is a predicted model, not a curated record. The coding region runs from base 1 to 5217 and encodes 1738 amino acids. The transcript is spliced from 3 exons. NCBI's taxonomy places the organism in Eukaryota, Fungi, Ascomycota, Eurotiomycetes, Eurotiales, Trichocomaceae.
AUGUCCGAACCCCUCAACGUUAUCGCCCUAAUAUCAGGCGGCAAGGACUCUCUCUACUCAAUUCUGCACUGCAUCCGAAACGGUCAUCGAGUAGUUGCACUGGCGAAUCUGCGUCCUCCUGUUCCAGUCUCUAACGACCAUGGAACAGGAGAAGAAGAAGAAGAAGAAGAAGAUAUGGAUAGUUUCAUGUACCAAACUAUCGGACACAAUGUUAUACCCUUAUACGAAUCCGCAUUGGGGAUUCCAUUGUACAGGGGUGAUAUUAUAGGUAGUGCGGUUGAUACCUCGAGGGUAUACGGCGAUCAUCAUCCUCACCUCUCCAGUCCGCAGAAAGAAGAAGAAGAAGAUGAUGAUGAUGAGACGGAAUCUCUUAUCCCGCUUCUGAGGCAUAUAAAACGAGAUCUUCCGUAUGCAAACGCGGUUUCUGCGGGGGCGAUAUUGUCGACUUAUCAGCGCACGAGGAUUGAGAAUGUGGCGGCCAGGUUGGGACUUGUUCCGUUGGCGUUUUUGUGGAUGUAUCCUUUUCUUCCGUCCGAGAGUAGCUCGAUUGUUGGUGGUGGGGGUUUAUUGAAUGAUAUGGCGGCUGUCGGAUGUGACGCGAGAAUUAUCAAAGUUGCCUCUGGUGGUCUGGACGACGGUAUGUUAUGGGAGAAUGUAGCAUCGUUCAAAACCCAACGACGGCUUGAAAAGUCCAUGAGACCGUUUGUGGAUGAUGCGCAGACACUAAAAGGGGCGGUGUUGGGUGAAGGUGGUGAAUACGAAACUCUUGCCCUUGAUGGACCACGGUUUUUGUGGAAGAAGAGAAUUGUGGUUGAAGAAUCUGAUAGAGAAGUUUGUAGACUUGGGAGUGGCGUGAGUCGUGUCCGGGUUGUGAGGGCGAGUUGUGUUGAGAAGGAUGACCAGCCGACGACAGUGGUGCCGGAGGAUGUUAAGAGGCCGGCACAGUUUGAUGACACGUUUCAGCGGAUUCUGAAUGGAUUGGAAGAACGGGAUUUCGCUUUGGCUGUCGAUAUUGCUGUUCCAAGUCUGGAGCCAGGUUCUAUGAUUGAUGUCUCUUCAAUAUCACUCGGGAACUUGUAUACCAUAUCAAACAUCACAGCUGCCGAAGCCGGCUCAACAGCAGAUGCUCAAAUGCGCGGAAUUAUAGAAAAACUACAUACGCUUUUGCUCAACAUUGAUAAUGCGGAUAUAUCAACAAAACCAACAACAGACGACGUUGUCUUCACGACAGUCCUGCUACGGUCAAUGCAAGAUUUCGCUCCAAUGAAUGCGAUAUACGUCUCGCUGUUUACAAAACCGAACCCUCCGGCCAGAGUUACAGUGGCCUGUGGUAAUUGCCUACCUAAGGGUGUUCAGAUUAUGGUCUCGGUCGUUAUUGAUCUAGGAGAGCGCAGGAAGAGAGAAGGUCUUCAUGUACAAUCACGCUCCUAUUGGGCGCCAGCAAAUAUCGGACCUUAUUCGCAAGCUAUCACUGUUCCGUAUCAGCUUGAAAACAUACAAAGCGCUACUGAUAGCAAUAAAGGAGGCCUGGUAUAUAUCGCAGGACAAAUUCCACUCGACCCGCCAACAAUGGAAAUUCCCAAUGGGAUUAAACAGGGAGAUGAGCGGUGGUUCCAGAAUUUCAGUUUACAUGCAACGCUCUCCUUACAACAUCUUUGGAGAAUCGGACUUGCGACAAAAGUUGAUUGGUGGAUUGGCGCAAUUGUAUUUCUUGCUAGAGAUUUUCGUCGUAGCCAUCAAAAGGCGCGGAUAGCGAGUCGGAUAUGGCAAGAGGUGCAUUCACGAGAUGGGAAUCGAGGUGUGGAAGAGGAAGCUGACUUGGAUAUUUGGGAUAUUAAACAUGGACUUACGGAAGAUCCUCGAUUGUCGAGUGGUGGUCCAUCGUUACCGAAUUUUGAAGUACUGGUUGAUGACGACGGUGGUGACAAAGAUAUUAUACAGCCAUGCUUCACGGUUGAAGUAGAACAGCUCCCACGAAAUAGUGAUAUUGAGUGGCAGGCACUUGGUACCACGGGUAUACCGCUCAGUGCCCCGGUCAGGAUACCCUGCACUACCGAUCCAGAGACGAAGAUCUGGUGCACGAAACUAGACGAUUGUAAAGGCUCGUUUUAUACCAUUGAGAUAGCGGAGAUUCAGGGUACGAAUCUGCGGAAGAGGAUAGAUGUGGUAUUGUCUGAGAUUGGUGUCACUGCUGAGGCGUGUCUGACUCAUUGCACGGUUUAUACGCCUCAUGGUAAGGCAGCGACUCAUUGGAAGGGGCAGGUUGUGCCUUGUUAUAAUGUUUGGGGGAGUGACGGGGGAGGGAUUGCUGCUGCUGUUACUGUACAUCGAUGGACCGGAGAUCUCGAGCACGCGUACUUGCAACCGUCGUCGGAGAUUGUCAUUGAUAGCGACCUAAACGACAAUGACAUUGACAACAAUGCAACAACAAUCAUCGAUGACAACGACGCUAUAGUCUCCGAAACUAUCGACUCGAAAUAUUUACCGAAUUAUCACACCCGGUUUUCGCGCUCACCCCACCCAUAUCAUCGCAUUAGCUCGAAAAUAGCAGAUCGAUCCCCCGCAAGAAGCGAUUAUCAUCAAGCGAGUGACUCCGGUAGUAUAAAUGACAGUGCGAACGUUGUGCAGAGGAGAAGACAGCGGAAUACGAACAGAAAUGGCAAUAGAUGGUCGAGGACAUCUCCCCGGGCGUCGAGUGAAAGCGGCACAGAAGCGGAUGACGAAAGUACUGGCCUGUUAAAAGGCUUACCGGCACCGCCGGUAAGGUCCUCGCGAAAGGGUUUACGAAGUACAGCUGGUCGUGAUGACCCUUUGCUCUGGUUGCAACAUGAGACACCUCAAUCCUGGUCGUUAUUUGUUAGGUCACCGUUGAGACAACCGAAACGGAGCUCGAGUGAAGAGUCGAUGCGCUCCUCGGCUACGUAUGCGACUGUCCGUGGAGUUGUUGCGCGUCGGAAGAGAAAUGAGGUUAUGCGCAGAGUGACCGAGACUGCUUUGCUGUUGUCAGUCGGUGUUGUGGUGCUACUGCGAGAGGAUGUGCGCUCAUAUGCAUCCUCGUGGCAUAAAGAAAUUCGAUCCUUUCUCUCUCUCGUCACGGUACUUUACGCUCUAUACCCGCUUCGUUUGUCAGUCGGACGUGGUAAGCCGCGUCUGACAUUCGCCUUUUCGAUACCCAGCAGCUUCGAUCCGGCUCCGUUAUUAUAUCCUGUUCUAAUACCUCUUUUCGUGGCCUUGUCGACCUUGCAUCAUCGUCCAGCGUUGAUUUUGCCCAAUAUUGUCCUCAGUCUUUCUUCGAUACCCGCUCAAGUCGUUCCAUUACACAUUUUGCAUCAUGGCUACAUCAGUGUGACUCACUGGGCCAUUACCGUCAUCCCAAUAAUUCUUUCGGAGCACGAUAUAUCGUAUAUCAGCAACAUGUCCGAACCACUGUCAUCAAAAGGACUUGACGUCGAAGUUCUUCUACUUUUAUAUCCUUUACACCAAGCUUUAAAUGCCACUCUCGACUUUCUCCUCGCCACGAGUUUGCUCCCAGCAGAACUUCAUCUACUGGGAUCGGGUUUGACAAAUCUUCUUUUAUUCGCCAAAUCCCCGCAAGCUCAGAUUUUAAAGGCGCUGCUAUGGUUGGGUGGACUGAGUGUCUGGAUUCUCUGCCGUACCGUUCUACGAUGGGAGAUUACAUUGGCUAGAAUCCCGACCUGGAAGUUCCGCAGACCGCCCAGUAGUUCAUUCUCUCCAAAAAAGCUUAUCAACUUUAUAGAUCACAAGAUUUGUGAAAAGAUCAGUGCCAUAGGCACUAACAGCGAAAAAGAGUUAGACUCGGAUAGUGACGAUGAUGCAGACAGUCCGUCGAGACCGCAAGCCCGCCAGCGCAGUCUACCUCGUCAAAAUGGCUUCUGGCCACAUCGCGGAGACUUUAAGGAAGGUCUCCGGCUAGACGAUCUCUGGCCAUCUUCUUGGGCUGCGACGAAAAGUCUUUUACACUCUCAUAAGAGGCGGCAUACCAUUUCAACCGUUGAUGAUCUCGAAACUGUCAGAACAGGGCGUGCACCUCCUCGAACAACACCCAGCGGAAGACGCAAGCGGUCAAUGGCACCUGAUCUGGCUUCCUUCCUUUCCUUAACGGCCGCCCAAGCGCGCAUUCGUCGAUGGCUGUUCGCAGGGUACGUAUUUACAGCUAUAGUUGCGACAAUCCUCGUGCCGGUCCGAAUUUAUAUUUCAAACUAUGCUCUCCAUGGAAAAGAUCCCUUUGGCUGGGCUUUAGGCUAUUUAUUUGGCAAUAUCUCUUCAUUUCGGCUGUGGGCAGUGAAGUGGAAUCUCGAGUAUUGGAUCCAGCUUCCCAAACGUCAUGCUGCAAAUCAAUUCUGUCAUCUAGGCUGGCUUGAACACCUACGUCGCGAUACAUUCGGUGAAGCAAACACCCGUCUGCUGAUUAGCGGGCACUGUCUCAUGGUAUUGAUCGUCGGUAUGGCCACAGUCCUUCAACUCAGCAAAAUUGCCGAGGUGGAUACCAGGCGGAAAAUAUUCCACGGAAUGAUGGUGCUCAUGUUUUUGCCUGUGACGUAUAUUGAUCCGACCUACGCAGCACUUGCUUUGACUCUUGUCUUGGCUAUUUUCUUAUUGCUUGAUCUGCUCCGCGCAUCUCAAGUGCCGCCCGUCGCGAAACCCUUGACAUACUUCCUGGCGCCGUAUACUGACGGUCGUGACCAUCGAGGUCCAGUAAUCGUCUCCCAUAUAUUUUUGCUCCUAGGCUGCGCAAUUCCUCUAUGGUUAUCGCUCGCCGAUCUACCUCGCGUUGGCGUCGAGGACAACAUCGAUAACCCCUGGUCAGGCUGGGAAGUCCCCUCCCGAGACGUGAGCAUGGUCAGCGGAAUAAUCUGCGUGGGCAUGGGUGACGCUGCAGCAUCACUCAUAGGACGUCGAUACGGUCGUCUCAAAUGGUUCUGGGGAGGCGGCAAGUCCCUCGAAGGUAGUUUGGCAUUUACCAUUGCCGUAUUCCUGGGCUUGAUGAUUGCACGGAUCUGGCUAGCAGUCGGUGGAUGGACAGCCGUAUCUUCAUCCACAUCUUCUACCGACAUGUCUUCUUGGUUACUUGUCGUCGUGAAAUGCCUCCUUGCUGCAGGUGGUACUAGUCUCACCGAGGCUGUAUUGACAGGUGGGAACGAUAAUGUCAUUGUCCCCGUGGUACUUUGGCUACUUGUUCGCGGAUUGGCUAUUUAGUCAAUGAUUUUUAUAUUGGUAUAUAUCAUUCAAUCUAUCUGAGUAUGAUAGAUUUGAAGUUUCGAGGCAUGACUAAUGUCUAUUCAUCUGUACAAAAAAAUAAUUUGAGGAGGAUGGCUCGAUUUGCUCGGCGUUUGGAUUUAGGUAUAGAUUACUUGAUAUCCUUUUUGUUGCUUAUGACAUAGUACAUAUACAUAAUGAGAUGAGGCUUAUGUUAGACAUGUAUACUGUCCAUGAUCGCUGUCAGAUGAUGAUUUUUCUCUUUUU